This is a messenger RNA of Botrytis fragariae, 1167 nucleotides long. RefSeq lists its product as uncharacterized. NCBI's taxonomy places the organism in Eukaryota, Fungi, Ascomycota, Leotiomycetes, Helotiales, Sclerotiniaceae. The transcript is spliced from 2 exons. The coding region runs from base 1 to 1167 and encodes 388 amino acids. Gene Ontology annotation, cellular component: plasma membrane. The record is from RefSeq and is a predicted model, not a curated record.
AUGGUUCACAUUGAGAUCCGGAAUAAAGAAUUCGCCAUGAUUUCAUUUUCAACAUCAGGAGCGAAAUCAAUAUUAAGUGGUGCACUUUUUGGUGCAGCACUCACUGCAGCAGGAGUUUAUUCUCCUGCUGUGAUUAUAUCGCAGAUGAAGUUGGAAUCUUUUCAUAUGCUGAAAGUGUUUCUAUCAGCAAGUGCUACUAGCGCUGCGAUAUUCCUCCUCGCCCAUCGUCUCUCACCAAACAUCGCUCCUCCUCGCCAACCCUCUUCCCUAUCUCUAUUUCCCUACGAUGGAAAUCUCAUCGGAGGUCUCCUCCUCGGUACCGGUAUGGCACUCACGGGCGCCUGUCCCGGAACCGUUCUCCCUCAAAUCGUAACCGGUUAUUCAUCCGGACGUUACGCCUUCCUCGGAGGAAUCCUCGGCGGAAUCAUAUAUUCUUUUAUCCGUCCCUUCAUACGUUCUUCGAACACUCGUCCCAUCGUUCCCGAUUCCAAACCAACACUCUAUCAAAAACUCGACCCUAAAGCCGAUGAAGUAAAAGCAGUUUAUAUUUAUCAAAACUUUUGUUGGGGAAUCAUUCUUCUUGCUUCGUGGCUUUCAAAUUCUCAGGAACAAAGUUUGUUGAGUGCGACGUGGGGAGGCAUUGGUAUUGGGUGUGCGCAGGGAGCAAGUCUUUGGUUGACGGGGAACACGUUGGGGACUAGUGCUGCGUAUGAACAGAUUGGAGAUCUAUUCUGGUGGGCAUUAGAGAGAUUGAGGAGUGGUGAUAUUGUUUCUUCUGAAAAGGUUUAUGAGAAUGGAAAUGGAAAUGGGAAUGGUGUAUCGAAGCACCACGCUAUCCCUCAACGUAAACCCCGCCCCUCCAUCCGCUCAAACCUCUUCACCUUCGGCAUCCUCCUCGGCUCCUAUAUCCUUUCUCACACUUUUACACUACCAUCUUCUCUUCCCUCACCUCUCCCCAAAUUAUCCCUCGACACACCCAUCACCUCAGAAAUAUCAAUAAUCCAUGCACUCUUAGGAGGGAUAGCCAUGGUCCUCGGCGCACGCAUAGCAGGUGGUUGCACGAGCGGACAUGGUAUUAGUGGAAUGAGUCUGUUGAGUGUCAGUAGUGUUAUUAGUGUGGGAGCUAUGUUUGGCGGUGGCAUAUUAUGGGGCACUGUUGUUGGUUGA